AUAAGAAGAGCAUAGCGCGAGCUCGCGGCAGUCAGGUGAUUUAAAGUGGCUCUGAAAGAAAAUGGCUGCACUUGUGCUGCUUGUGUUGAUGCUGGUGAGCGGUGUUUCCUCAAGUGAGUCGACAGAAGACGCCACUUAUUUAAAUGCCACAGCUCUCAGACAGCUAAUCAUCGAGUCUGCUGAAGAAACUCUUCAUAUGAUCAACGACACCUCCAACAGACAAAGACGCAGCCUGAGUUCCUCCUCUCAGCGGGUUGCGUUCCACCGGAGGACUGAACCAGAAAGUCUGGAGAUCGCCCGAGCGGCCACGGCCUUCCACGCCACUCUGAGAGUCCUGAAGAGCAAAGUGCAGCAGAGAUACAAGAGGGACGUCCGGGCGCCAGAGCUGCUUUCUUGGGAGGCCGUGGAGCUGAUUGCAGAGCUGUCACUGUGUCCUCUCCCCACACACGCGGCCAUCUGUCAGCACAGCCAUCUCAGCAAGUACCGCACCAUCACAGGUGUCUGCAACAACAGGCAAAAUCCUCUCUGGGGAUCAGCCAACAUCGCCCUGGUCAGAUGGCUUCCGGCGGAAUACGAGGACGGGGAGAGAGAGCCAAAGGGUUGGAACGGACGGCGGCUCCAUAAUGGAUUCCAGCUUCCCUUGUCUCGGGAGGUCAGCCAGAAAGUCAUCGAGACCAAAACCAAACGGCUGGAGGACCAUUACUCUGAUAUGCUGGUGCAGUGGGGUCAGUACAUCGACCACGACUUCACAUUCACCCCGCAGAGCAACGGCGCCGGGGCCCAGUGGAUCGGUGCCGAGUGUUUGAACGUCUGCGACAAGAUGGACCCGUGCUACCCCAUCGAGGCCAAGGACCUGGGGCGCUGCCUUCCCUUCUCCCGCUCCCUGCCAGCCUGCUACUCAGGGUUUGGCUCCGACAUCCGUCAGGCUGUGCAGCAACAGCAGCUGAACACCAUCACGUCAGUCAUCGACGCCUCCAUGGUUUACGGCAGCAAUGAACGAGUGGCGGACUUCCUUCGCGACCACACGGGACGAAGCGGAAAGCUGAGGGGUAACCCUCAGUUCAAGGACCCCAGAGGAAGACCCUACCUUCCUUUUGAAGCCAAAGUGCCGUCGGAUUGCAAGCAGGGUCCCCACCACGAUCGAGUGGAGUGCGUUGCUACCGGGGACAACCGAGUCAGCGAAAGUCUGUCUCUGAUAUCGCUGCAUACACUGUGGCUGCGAGAACAUAACAGGCUCGCUGAAACCUUGAAAACUCUCAACCCCCACUAUAGUCCGGAAACCAUAUACCAAGAAGCUCGCAAGAUUGUGGGAGCCCUGCACCAGAUCAUCACCAUGAGAGAUUACUUCCCGAAAAUCAUCGGACCGGAAGCUUUUGAAUAUUACAUCGGGCCCUAUAGAGGGUACGACCCAGCUGUGAACCCCUCCGCAGCAAACGUUUUCGCUACCGCGGCCUUCCGCUUCGGCCACGCCACCGUCUCCCCGAUCGUCUGGAGGCUGAACGAGACUUUCCAGCCGCAUGAGCUCUUCCGUCCCCUGAGACUGCACGAGAGCUUCUUCAGUCCUUGGAGGAUCGUGAAAGAAGGUGGGCUUGAACCCGUCCUCAGAGGCUUCUUCGGAACGGCGGCAGCACAUGCACUCGCCGAAGAGCUGCUCACCGAUGAGUUGACAGACAAGCUGGUGGUUCUGCAGGUGCCCCACGAUAUGGACCUGGGCUCGCUCAACAUGCAGAGGGGACGCGAUCACGCCAUCCCUGCGUACAACGAUUGGAGGGAGUUCUGCGGACUGGAGCGAGUCCGGACUGUGGAGGAGCUUGCGGACGCUUUGGGGAGCUGGUCUGUGGCGGAGAAGAUUUUGCAACUCUACAAAACUCCAGACAACAUCGAUCUUUACCUCGGGGGGAUUGCAGAACGCUUCUUGCGGGGCGCCAGAACCGGUCCGGUUUUCGCUUGUCUCAUCGGGAAGCAGCUGAAAGCCAUGCGCGACGGCGACAGGUUCUGGUGGGAGCUUGACAGCCAGUUCACACCGUGGCAGAGGGAGGAGCUUUACAAACAUUCCCUAUCCAGGAUCAUCUGUGACAACACCGCCAUCCAGGAAGUCCCCUAUGAUGCCUUCACGUUCCAGAGAUACCCCUCUGGCUACGUCCCUUGCAGCCACAUACCUGCGCUGAACUUGGAAGCCUGGAGAGAAAUCCCACAUCCAGAACUGGAGCGCUGCGGUUCUCCGCGGCCGACAGCCAAUGGGGACUAUAUCCUGUCCAACGCAUCUGGCAAGCUGGUGGCGCUGUACUCCUGUUACCAUGGUUACAAAUUGAAAGGUGCAGCCGCAUUAGUAUGUGAGGGGGGUCGCUGGAAAGGCCACCCUCCACAGUGCACAGGUAAAGACGCAGCUCACUGAGGACUCAGUCCCACCUGACCUCACCUGCACUUCAGCUGCUCCAGUGGCAUGUGAUUAUUGAUCUCAUCUUUUUAAUCAUAGUUUCUCACUAUAAACACAUGCCUCCUCUGCUGCACUGUGCAGGCGGUGUUUCAGACAUAACUGGUCUUUAUGAGGCACAAUAUUUUACAGGAUUUCAUAUAAUUUUUCUGUUGACUAGACUUUUUUUUCCCCCCUUUUGGCAUGUCAGUUUUUUCAAAUUUUAUCAUCACUGUUGCAAUUGUAUGUCUGUAAAUGACAAUAACAAUGUAAUGUUCAUGUUUGAUAUUCAUUUAUGCCAAUUGUUUUUCUCUUUUUUUUCUAUUAUCACAGAUGACAAUUUCAUUCAUGCCAUUUAUUUUAUUUUCUUCAGUUUGUUUUUCUUUAUUUGGGAUUUUUUUCCGCAGCCAAUACUGUUGUUCACGUUUGGUUCAAUAUAGUUUUUUUUUUUUUUUUUUUUUUGAAAAAAGCCUUUUUUGGCGGUAGUUUUGUUGUGAACCUUGGAAAAAGAAAUUGUCGACCAUUUUAUUGUCUGUUUUUUUUUACUCUCUAUUUAUGCAACGGUUUAAAAAAUGAUUUACAGAAAAAAAUAUGAUUCUUCUUUAGCUUCUACAGCUAACCUCAUGAUGCUGAAUAGCAAAGGAAAAGAUCAGACAUCGACAAAUUGAUGGUUGUACAUAUAAUGUACGAAAGGUCUGAGCUAAUAAACAUAAUAAAUAAAGACCUUUCACCUUUCCUGUGAAGAAUAACCGUAAAACAAACACAGUCGCCACAAGGAAAGCAAAAAAAACAAGGUUCACUAGCGACCCCAAGUGGCUCAAGUCAGCCUUUAUGUUAUUUUUGAUGGGUGGUUGACUGUUAGCUCAGGGUCUCAGAACUGUGCACCUGGAGGAACGUCACUCAAGUGCAGGUGUCAGCCAUGAACUACAGUGAAGACAGUUGAGUGAAGUGAUCACAGACGCCUUUGUUUUCCCACUCAGUCGCGCCAUCCACAGCAGCGGCAGCAACACCGGACUCUUGUAGUUUCAGGAAACCUCUGAAAGGCUUAGGUCCUGGUCACCUCCUCCUCCUGGGUCGUCCUUGGCUAAAGCUGUGAUGUUCUCAUCAGUCUCCUUUAAUAACGUUUCCCGGCCGGAGAGGGAGGGACGACAGGAAGACGCCUUCUAAGACGCCUUUGGGUCACUCUGAGUCCUUGGUCAUGACAAAAAACCCAGACUUUGGCAAAACAGGUGCUUCGUGACACCUAUCGUAACCAGUCCACCUGUUUACGAUAAUCUCUUGCAGACGGUGUGAGCAACAUGCCUGCCUGGGCCUUUGCUAGUGAAGGGUGGAUGAGGCAUCAUGAAACAGUAUUGCUUGUUUGGGUUGUUGAAACAGUGUCCUAAU
Molecule: messenger RNA, 3799 nt
Organism: Synchiropus splendidus (mandarinfish)
Lineage: Eukaryota; Metazoa; Chordata; Actinopteri; Syngnathiformes; Callionymidae
Gene: tpo
Product: thyroid peroxidase
Exons: 13
Coding region: 62-2395 (777 amino acids)
Biological process (GO): response to oxidative stress
Molecular function (GO): heme binding; peroxidase activity
Source: RefSeq, a predicted model, not a curated record